AUGCUAAUUAAAGUGAAGACGCUGACUGGAACGAAGAUUGAAAUUGACAUUGAACCCACAGACAAGGUGGAGCGAAUCAAGGAGCUUGUGGAGGAAAAAGAGGGAAUCCCCCCACAGCAACAACAACUCAUCUACAGUGGCGAACAGAUGAAUGAUGAGAAGACAGCAGCUGAUUACAAGAUCCUAGGUGGUUCAGUCCUCCACCUUGUACUGGCUCUGAGAGGAGGAGAAGUCCAUAAGAACCAAGAUAUUGUCUUGAAUAUAUUCCAUAUGAAUUUCAAGAUAAUCUAA
Messenger RNA from Elephantulus edwardii (Cape elephant shrew), 291 nucleotides. Its product is annotated as NEDD8-like. The transcript has 2 exons. NCBI's taxonomy places the organism in Eukaryota, Metazoa, Chordata, Mammalia, Macroscelidea, Macroscelididae. Bases 1 to 291 code for a protein of 96 amino acids. Gene Ontology annotation, biological process: modification-dependent protein catabolic process; protein neddylation; regulation of proteolysis. The record is from RefSeq and is a predicted model, not a curated record. Gene Ontology annotation, molecular function: ubiquitin protein ligase binding; protein tag activity. Gene Ontology annotation, cellular component: nucleus; cytoplasm.